AUAACGUCUGUAGUCGGAACGAGUUCGAACUAUUCAAUUGUGAGAAAUGUCAAAAAAUUUGGAAAAAUCAAAAUCGGACAUCGCAAAGAAAAAUGGCCACACAUAUUUACAAUGGAUUUUUGCCUUAUUAGCCAAUUGUACUCACUUGGCUUAUGGAUUGGAGUGCGGCUGGAUAUCACCAACAACAAAGACGCUCCAAUCUGAGACUUCUCCUUCUGGCUAUCCCCUCUCAGAUGGACAAAUCGCGGGGGUCGCUAGCUCCAUGAGCACAGCGGCCACGUGCGUUGUUAUAAUGCAUUCUUACAUAGCUGAUAUAUAUGGGAGAAAGAUUAAUAUUAUUAUUAUAGCUUUCUUGGAAGCGUUAUCAUGGAUAAUAAGGAUAUUCUGCACGUCUUUCACGAGCCUCGUCAUAGCGAGAGUCUGCGCUGGGAUAGCUGCAGGUGGUUGCUAUAAUGUUAUACCAAUGUACAUUAAAGAAAUCAGCCGAGAAGACUUAAGAGGAAUUCUAUGCACAUUCUCCAUGGUAUUUCAAAAUGUCGGUGUUUUCAUCAUGUAUUUUAUUGGAGCGUACCUGGACUAUUAUACAGUGAUGUAUGUGAUUGUGGGAUUACCAAUUUUGACUAUGUUGGGCAUGAUAUUGGCACCUGAAUCUCCUGAGUUCCUGGUUAAACAAGGAAAGAUUGAUCAAGCAAUAGAAACAGUCGCAUUUGUAAGAGGUCUUGACAAAGAUGAUACAACUGUUCAGACGAUCGUUGAAGUAAUGGUAAAGGAUGCGGCUCAUUUUAAAUCUCUGCCGAAUCUCACUCUUUUAAGCAUAAUGAAGAACAAAAUCUGGCGUCGUGGUUACAUACUUAUAAUGAUUGCCUUUACUUUUUACGAAAUAAACGGUGCAUUUGCUAUUAUAACUUAUGCAUCUACAGUGAUCAAUUCAACAGGAAUUGAAUUUGAAAUCAGUCCAGAUAUACAAUCACUGAGCUUUCCAGUAGUUAUGAUGACGGGUUCACUGGUCCUCGCUUCUUGCGUUGAAAGAAUUGGAAGAAAAACACUCCUGAUUGGUGCAUACAUCGUAUCAUCGCUUUGCAUGUUCGGUUUAGCAAUUAUAAUUAUCCUGCACAAUCAAGUUGGCGGUGUACCGGGUUGGCUUCCAAUAAUUUUAAUGAUGAUGGUUCUCGCCAUGUACAGUGGAGGUGUUUGUCCAGUGACGUUUUUAAUUUUGACAGAAAUGUUCAAUUUCCAAAUACGUGCAAAAUUGAUGAGCUUAGUCGUAACAUAUGGUUGGUUAUUGACUGCCAUUUUGCUAAAUAUAUAUUUGCCACUAUCGAAUGCGUUAGGAGUUUAUGCUCCAUUCAUAAUCUACGGCUUCUCCAACCUUGGCGGGGUGUUCUUCACAAUAUUUUACCUGACAGAAACUAAAGGCAAAAGCGAUACACAAAUUCUUCAAGAUUUAAUGAGACGGAAAAAGACUGAUAAUGAAAUAUCUUGCAUAGAAUAAAUUAUAUUCUUUUUU
Vanessa tameamea is the source of this 1507-nucleotide messenger RNA. RefSeq names its product facilitated trehalose transporter Tret1-like. Gene Ontology annotation, molecular function: transmembrane transporter activity. The record is from RefSeq and is a predicted model, not a curated record. The transcript is spliced from 7 exons. Lineage: Eukaryota; Metazoa; Arthropoda; Insecta; Lepidoptera; Nymphalidae. Gene Ontology annotation, cellular component: membrane. Bases 47 to 1492 code for a protein of 481 amino acids. Gene Ontology annotation, biological process: transmembrane transport.